Molecule: messenger RNA, 1106 nt
Organism: Lucilia cuprina (Australian sheep blowfly)
Lineage: Eukaryota; Metazoa; Arthropoda; Insecta; Diptera; Calliphoridae
Product: protein BCCIP homolog
Exons: 3
Coding region: 98-988 (296 amino acids)
Cellular component (GO): nucleus
Source: RefSeq, a predicted model, not a curated record
AAAACAAUUCCAGCUGUUUACAAACAAAACGUGUUCGUUUUCGUAAAGAAUACGAAUAAUUUUUAUAUUUUCUUAAAUCUAAUUAAAAUUAAACAAAAUGUCAGCAAAUAAACGUAAAAAUUUAAAUGCUAUGGAAGAGGACCCCAGUGGAUCUGAUUCAGAAACCUCAAGUGAUGAUGAAGACGAUGGACCCCACCCAGAUGCAUACACUGGGAAUGAAGAAGUUGUGAUUGACUUUGAAGGUCGCGCACCCAUUGAUCCAGAUUGUCAUGGCAUUUCUCAGUUACUGCAAAGGGUAUUCCUAAAAGCCCACAUUAAUUGCAUGCAAAUGGCUGAUUUGAUAAUUGCCCAAAAUUUCGUGGGAAGCGUUAUCUGUCAAUGUGAAGCCGAUGGCAUAGAAAGUGAUGCCGAUGAUGAUAUGUGCGAAGAUGGCACUAUUUUUGGUAUAACUACUGUUUUAAAUAUUACCGCUAAAAAAGAUGUACCCUGUAUUGAGCAAUUCCGUUCUUUUGUUGUACAAAAGGCCGAGAAACAUGCCACGGAUGCAGUGUUGAAACACUUCCGUGAUGUCUUAGGCAAUGAGGCAAGACCAAUUGGUUAUCUGAUCAAUGAACGUUUCAUUAAUAUACCAGCACAAAUAUCUGUGCCUUUAAUGGAAAAUCUUUAUAAGGAAAUCACUACCGCCAAACAAAAGGGCAUGCCUUUUAACUUUGUCUAUUUCCUAAUGAUCAUUAAGUUUUAUCGUAAGGAAGCCAAGAAGGGUAAACCCAAGGAAGAUACUUAUACAAAUGCUGAAGAAGAAUUGUUGGCUGAAAAGGCUGUCAGUUCAUUUGAGUAUUCUGUGUCCGAUGAAUGUGACAUGGGUAUGUCUGGUGAUUGGUUGGAGGGUGAUGCUGCUUUAACACCUUAUAGAAAAGUGUUGUUAUUUGAUGCCAAGAAUUUCCCUGAAUUAAUAUUCGAUAUACAAAAGUAUAUUAAUGGACAAUAAAACAAUAAAUGUAUUAAACUUCUGAGACGAUCUAAAGAGUAAUUUUUAUAUUAAGGAUUAUGAAAAUUUGUAUAUUGUUGAAAAAUAUACUUAAAACGGAAACUGAAAUUAAAUAAAA